AUGUCGGCCGAAGCAGACGUCAAGCUCAAUGACUUCAAGGGUCUGUUCUCCCUCGAGGGCAAGGUAGCCGUGGUCACUGGAGGUUCAAGAGGUCUAGGACUACACGCAGCGUCUGGGUAUGUUCCUGCUGUCCGGCUUCUCGCUCAAGCCGGAUGCUCCAAGAUAUUCAUCACCUCGCGCAAGGCCAAAGCGUGCGAGGAAGCCGUCGCGGCACUCAAUGCCCUUCCCGGUAAUUGCAAAGCCUUCUCUGUUCCCGCCGACAUUGCGAAGCCUGGUGAGGUCGAGAGACUGGUGAAAGAGGUCGAGAAGCAUACGGACAAGGUCGACAUUCUGUUCGCCAACGCAGGAGCGACGUGGGGAGCAGCAUUCGACGAGCACCCGGAAGAUGGCUUCCAGAAGGUCAUGGAUUUGAACGUGAAGAGUGUGUUCGUUUGCUCGCAGAAGUUCGCUCCUCUCCUUCGCAAAGCUAGCAAGCCCGACUCACCCUCCCGAAUCAUCAUCACCGCUUCGAUCGCAGGAAUUGGUGUCGGCACGCUCGGCAAGCAGGCCACCUUCGGCUACAGUGCCUCGAAGGCCGCAGCACUCCAUCUCGGCCGUAACCUCGCCCUCGAACUGGGUCCUCAGGGUAUCUUGGUCAACAACAUUGCUCCAGGCUUCUUCCCUACGAAGAUGGCAAACGGCUUGAUGGAAAUGAGCGGUGGUGUGGAAAAGUUGGCUGCGGCAAGCCCAAACAAGAGACUGGGAACACCAGAGGAUAUCGCUGCUGGUGUUGUAUAUUUGUGCAGUCGUGCUGGCAGCCACAUCAAUGGAGGCACAUUGGUGCUGGAUGGUGGAAGUGUGUUGCAGGCGAAGCUGUAA
This is a messenger RNA of Zymoseptoria tritici IPO323, 858 nucleotides long. RefSeq lists its product as uncharacterized. Gene Ontology annotation, molecular function: oxidoreductase activity. The transcript is spliced from 4 exons. The record is from RefSeq and is a predicted model, not a curated record. Bases 1 to 858 code for a protein of 285 amino acids. Lineage: Eukaryota; Fungi; Ascomycota; Dothideomycetes; Mycosphaerellales; Mycosphaerellaceae.